Molecule: messenger RNA, 672 nt
Organism: Adineta ricciae
Lineage: Eukaryota; Metazoa; Rotifera; Eurotatoria; Adinetida; Adinetidae
Source: the annotation of a GenBank genome assembly
AUGAACAAACAAAAAAAUUCACUCAAUCACUCGUUAAUAUCUUCGUAUGAUACAUUACUGUGGCUAGAUACAAUUCCCCUAUCCCGAUCGAUACAAAAUUUGGAAGCAGAUUUCGCUGAUGGUUUAUUAGUUGCUGAAAUCAUUGCAUACUUCUACCCUGAAUAUGUCGACUUCGGCAUAUUCCAUAUCGCUCGGAAUAUGUCGGAACGAGUGAAAAAUUGGCGCUUACUGAAUUCGAAAGUAUUACCGAAAAUCGACUUUCAUACACCGGGCACAAUCGUUCACGAUAUCAUCAACGAAGAUCAUCGUACCAUUGAACUGUUCCUCGCACGUUUACGAGAAAAACUUGAAGAACACGCAUUCCGUACGGGUAGGAAAUCGCGUGUAUCAUGGGAAACCUGGCGUUCUCUAUCGACGGAACGAUAUCGUCUACCACAAAUAAUCGUCACGCCAAGACAAAAGGCUGCUCUCGUGCCUAGUUACGGAUCGCUUGUCCGAAACGGAAAACUAAUCGAUUCAUAUAUCGAUGAUAACGAAGAGAUUCUAAUGAACAAGGAAGAAGAAAUUGAGAUCUUACGCGCAAAAUUGAAACGUUGUGAGAAAGUUAUUCACACCCAGGAUAAACGGAUACAAGAAUUAGAAGAUAAGAUUGAAAAACUGAGACUCAAAUAA